GGCUGCAUGGGGCGGCGGCGGCGCCGGGUGGACCGGGCGGACGCGGCCGGGGCCCUGCCCGCGGCCAUUGCCGCGCUGAGUCGGACGCUGCCCGGCGGGCCCAGCCCCGAGACCUUCCGUCGCGCCAAGUUCGACCGUCCGGAGGCGGCCCCCGCGCUCUGGCGGCUGCUCUUCUGCGUGCUCUCGCCGGUGCCUGCCGACGGCGCCGCGGCCUCGCCCGCCCCGGUGGCCCAAGCCCGCCUGGUGAAGUCGGAGCUGCGCUCCCAGGGCUACCCCAGGGGGUCGCUGGCUCGGCUCCCUGAGGACGGCUCCCAGGGCAGCCGCGAGCUGCUGCUGGCCCUGUCCUGGCUCCUGGCCCGUGGGCCCCUGCUCGAGCAGCUGCUGGCCCAGACCCGCGUGCGGCUGGGCGACGAGAUGCCGGUGUGCGAGUGUGAGGCCCUGGCCAGCCCUGGCCCACCUGCACCCCAUGUGGAAGCAGAUGGCUGUGUGGACGUUCGCCACCUGCAGUGGCUGAUGGGAAAGCUGCGGUUCCGGUGGCGAAACCUGAUCGCCAGUCAGCAGGAGCAGUGCGCCCUCCUGGGCAAGAUCCACUCCUACACCCGUGGCUGCCACAGCGACCACAGCCUCGGUCACCUGUCUGUCGCCGAAGCGGAGCUGCUCAGGGACCCGGAGGGUGGCCGGCAGCUGCUGCAGAGGCUGGAGAGUGAGAAUGCUCGCCUGGAGGCGGCCUUGGAGUGGCGGCGCCGGGAGCUGGUCUUCUGGCAGUGGAUGGACACAGUCCUGGGCGCCUGCCCCCCAGACGCCUCACAGCCCACGUUUCUGCCCAGGAUCCCCGCACGGGGGGCCAGUGAGUUGGAGCUGGUGGCUCAGGAGCUGCAGGCCCUGCAGGAGGAGCUGCGGAAGGCAGCAGAGCCCCGGCGGGCGGCCUGGGAGGCCAGGGUUGGAGGCUGGGGGCCAGAGUGGAAGGCCGCGCAGCGGGCCUCCGAGGAGGCCGUGAGACAGGAGCUGGCAGCUCUGCAGCGAUCCUGGGAGCACGGCGGGGGCCUGGCCCAGCCCCAUGGGCCCCACCGGCUGGUGAGGAGUGAGGCUGGGAUGCUCGGGGGCCCGGGCCUGCCGGCCGCCAAGGUAAUCACAGUGCUAAGGAGCCGGAAGGCCUGCCUGGAGGUGGCGUUGCGCCAGCUGCAGGGACAGUGUCGGCAGGAGCUGGCCAGGCUGGCAGGAGCCCUUCCCGGCUUCAUCUGGAUCCCGCCGCCUGGCCGCUGA
Molecule: messenger RNA, 1263 nt
Organism: Ceratotherium simum simum (southern white rhinoceros)
Lineage: Eukaryota; Metazoa; Chordata; Mammalia; Perissodactyla; Rhinocerotidae
Gene: TEDC1
Product: tubulin epsilon and delta complex 1
Source: RefSeq, a predicted model, not a curated record